Molecule: messenger RNA, 1075 nt
Organism: Capsella rubella
Lineage: Eukaryota; Viridiplantae; Streptophyta; Magnoliopsida; Brassicales; Brassicaceae
Product: nudix hydrolase 4
Exons: 2
Coding region: 205-819 (204 amino acids)
Cellular component (GO): cytoplasm; nucleus
Molecular function (GO): pyrophosphatase activity
Source: RefSeq, a predicted model, not a curated record
GUAACAAAUUCGCAUCUCUCUCUCUCUCUCUUUCUUUUUGUUGCUUAUUAUCCGUUUCAAUCACCUCUCCCUCUUCCUUAAAAAAAUCGAUUCUCCCGAAUUCGAGAGCAGAGCCUCUUUUUUUUUCAUUCGAAACUCUCUGUUUUGUUCUGAAUUCGUGGUUGGUUAAGAGGAAUUCAUAAAAACAACAACAACAACAAAAAAAUGACAGGCUUCUCUGUGUCUCUUUUCGUCUCCAACUUGUCAAACGUGGCCUCGUAUUUGUCUCCGAUCUUCGAGAGCAUCCCUUCCACCAAGGUUGUUCCCGCGCAGAUCGAGAAGGUUGUCUCUCUGGUUUCUCGUACCGGUAGAGAUUUGCAGCGUUACGAUAACUCUGGCUACCGUCAAGUCGUCGGAUGUGUACCGUACAGAUUCAAGAAACAAGAAGUCAAUGGAAUUGAAUCCCAAGAGAUCGAAGUUCUUCUUGUCAGUGCUCAAAAGAGCAAAGGAAUGUUAUUCCCUAAAGGGGGUUGGGAGACUGAUGAAUCGAUGGAGGAAGCAGCUCUGAGAGAGACGAUCGAGGAAGCGGGUGUAACAGGAGAGCUUGGUGAAAAGCUUGGGAGAUGGCAAUACAAAAGCAAAAGACAUAGCAUCAUUCACGAUGGUUACAUGUUUGCUCUGCUUGUUUCUCAAGAGUUUGAGCUAUGGCCCGAGGCUGAGAUCAGAGAGCGCAGGUGGGUAAGUUUGGAUGAAGCAAGAGAAGUUUGUCAGAACUGGUGGAUGAGAGAAGCUCUUGAAGCAUUCAUUAACCUGAAAUGUCUCACCAACGAUGGAAAUUAGUAGUACUCGGAAGAAGAAUACGAUGUUUAGAGUUGGUGGAACAGAGCAUUUGACUUUGAAACCCUCUACACCGAGCUGAAGCUUCCCGAGGGAUUCAUUUGGUCACAGGCAUCUCUCUGUCUCUUGAGAGGUGUGGAAAAGUUUUGAUUGUUAGAUAAAAGUCAACUCUUGUCUUCUAAUUUUAUUCAUUCUUUUGUACUAUUUGAUGAUUAUUCAUUCUUUCAUUGUGAAUAAAAUACUAGACAGGUUCCUUUUA